AUGACUACGAACGUUCCAAGAGUGUAUGCCUUCCAUGAAUUGAAGGAUGUUGCUGGUGCCGUGGCUGAUUAUGUCGUACAUGCUCAGACGGCAGCUUUGAAUAAAGACGUUAAUUUGACAAACCAGAUCCUAACCAGAGAUAAUUCUGGAAAGAAUAUAACAGAGGUGAAUGGUAAUCUUUCAGGCAGUUCGUCAGUUUUAUCAAAUACUCCAGAAUCAAGUGGGAAAUAUACGCACAAGCGAAAUCAUUCGAGGCAUAGAUCUAAGAAGCUUUCCGUAGAGCCCAGGUUCAAGAUAGCAUUGUCUGGUGGUUCUUUGGUACAAGUACUACAUGAUGGGCUAUUGACUAGGACAGAUAUUCAGUGGGGGAAAUGGGAUAUUUUCUUCGCUGAUGAGAGACUGGUACCUUUUGAAUCAGAAGAAAGUAAUUUUGGUCAAGUUAAAAGAAAAAUUUUGGACCACAUUGAUAUUGCCAAAUAUGGGAAACCAAAUGUGUACCAUAUAAAUGAGACACUAAUAGGGAGCCCACAGGAAUGUGCUGAUAACUACGAAAAGCAACUAAUUAAAAAUUUUGCCAGGAGAGAUUCUGUUAAAUUACCCAUGUUUGACCUUUUCCUAUUAGGAUGUGCUCCUGAUGGACAUAUUGCAUCAUUAUUUCCAAAUUUUCAAGAUAAUCUAAGAGAAAAAUAUGCCUGGUGUAUAGCAGUGGAGAAUGCCCCAUCUGGUCCAUCGAGUAGAAUCUCCUUAACCGUACCUGUGAUUUGCCAUUCACAUAGACUAGCAUUCGUUGUAGAAGGUUCUACAAAAGCUCCUAUCCUAAAAACCAUUAUGGAGAGACCGGAGAAGGGGCUACCAAGUAGUAUUGUUAACGAAGGUGCUGCUGGUCGUGUAUCUUGGUUUGUUGAUGAUGAUGCAUUGAAUGAUGUCUUCAUAACGAAGAAAAAAUAUAAAUACCGUCAUCCAGUACCAGCUAUGAAUGAAUAA
This is a messenger RNA of Kazachstania africana CBS 2517, 984 nucleotides long. RefSeq names its product Sol2p (gene SOL2). Gene Ontology annotation, biological process: carbohydrate metabolic process; pentose-phosphate shunt. NCBI's taxonomy places the organism in Eukaryota, Fungi, Ascomycota, Saccharomycetes, Saccharomycetales, Saccharomycetaceae. Gene Ontology annotation, molecular function: 6-phosphogluconolactonase activity. The record is from RefSeq and is a predicted model, not a curated record. The coding region runs from base 1 to 984 and encodes 327 amino acids. The transcript has a single exon.